UGGAGAAUAGAUAUGAACACAGUUGGAAAUAGAUUUGCUAACAGUUGCUUUAUUCAUAAUUUAUUUCGUUUCUGUUGUUGUUGUUGUUGUUUUUUGUAUUGUGUUUGUUUAAUUUUCAAACUUAAGAACUCAAAUAUCACACUAAAGGAAAACGCUUUUGGGAAAAUGGCUCUGUUUUCGAUAGAAGAAUGUUUUUGACAAUUACAUCGCGAAGGAAAUAUGAGCUUUUUAUCAUAAACUUCAUGAUCGUUGUCUCAUACUUGAUUUAGAGCAUCGCUGUUUGUCUUCAUAAAAGAAACGGGAGUGGUGACUGCGUAGUUCGAAGGAACACAUGCAAGAAAGUACGAAAAUUAUGAAUGGAACGGAAUAAUUAAAAUAGCUUGUUAUCUUUUUAGAUAUCAACAUCAUUUUUAUAUCAAGAACAGCAUUCCCCGAGAAGUUACCACAAGUACGAGUUUGACCGCGAGCGAUAAGAGCGCGCGAGGAAAAGUUUAAAUUACGGCGCAGGGGUUGGAGCGCGCAAUCCCGGUGCCCGGUACCCCGUUAUCUGAAGAGAAGACAUCAAGCAGGCGUGCAAACCUACACUUUUUGUACAGACUUAUCAUCGCCAGGCCAACAACGAAAGAGGUUCUCUUGUUCGUCUAUUAUACUGUGUGUUCGUCAUUUCUUAUUAGAGUUUUGAGGAUAUUACGAAAUAAUUUUGUGGAAAAAAUCCAGAAAACAAAAAGAGGAGUUUCGACUUAUGCGUCAUUUUAUUGCUGACUAAAAACUAUAUUAUUUAUAAAAAAAGUGUUUUAAAUGUUCUUUACUGUAAUUAUGAAUCCAGUUUGAAAUACCACGGUUGACUUGAAAAUUAUUCGUAUUUUGUCCGUGCAGGACAUUUCGCGGGAUACUAUUUGUGAUAAAAGGUCCACUGAAGAUGGCCAGAGGACUACUUAUCCCAUUGGCUGGACUUCUAGUCGUAUGCAUGGCCUCUGAAAUAAAUAUAACUGCAAAUACCUUAUGCCUUAACGGUGUGGGACAGUGCGGUCAAGGUCACACGUGUGGGGAGCACUGUCGGUCAGGAUGUGAAACGGACGGACGGUGCACUGGCGGCUGCGUGGCUGGCUGGGACGGGGAAUUUUGUGAUAAAGCAUGUCGUGAGUAUCAGUAUGGCGUCAACUGUCAACAGGCGUGUGGUCAUUGCAAAAGUGACAAGAUAUGUGACGUCAUUGAUGGCACGUGCCCGGGAGAUUGCGAGCCGGGCUUCACAGGGGAACGCUGCGACCAAGCGUGUACGGCGUUCACAUUCGGGGAUCGCUGUGAAGGCCUCUGUGGUCAUUGCCGGAACGGGAAGGCGUGCAAUAUGGUUACGGGCGCAUGCGUGAAUGGAUGUGCGCUCGGUUACACUGGAAAUAGGUGCGAUGAAGUGUGCUCGAACAGAACGUUUGGACUAGAUUGCACGGGUCGGUGCGGCCAUUGUAGCGGAGGCGACAAGUGUGACCACGUGACAGGCGGCUGCGCGGAGGGCUGUGACCCGGGAUGGACGGGAGACAAAUGUAACAUAGAGUGCAGCCAGGGUUGGUACGGACAGGAGUGCGACUUCCACUGCGGUCACUGUAUUUCCGGCACCUGUCACCCUGUCACGGGCAUCUGCAACUCCGGAUGUAUGGCUGGCUGGGCUGGACACACGUGCAGGACACCUUGCACAGUAAGCCGCUAUGGGGAGGACUGUGUACGCACGUGCGGUCAGUGUAAGGGCGGGCUGUGUGACCGUGCCACGGGCCUCUGUACGCACGGAUGUAGACCCGGAUACGAGGGACUCCUCUGUCAGGAUGAAUGCGAGGACGGGCGGUACGGAAGUGGCUGCGGUAUGAGCUGCGGACAGUGCUGGGAGGGGGCACCAUGUAACCGGUCCACGGGCGUUUGUGACACCGGAUGUGAGUCUGACUGGGAGGGACGCUUUUGCACGCAGAAGAAACCGGGAGACAACCUGAUCUUCACAAACCAUGUAGAGACCGCAGACUCCGCCCUCAAGAAGCCCUCAACAGUCUCCCUUCUGGUCGUCAUAAUUGUGCUCCUAUUUAUCGCCUUCACUUCAACCAUGGUCUACUUCAUCUGUAUCCGACCGCGACAGACCGAUAUAGCCCAUGAGCUGACCCGUCUAGCAUCGGUAAGAAGCAAUGAUGAUGCAGAGCCGCAUCUUUACGAGCAAGUACAAUGCGGCCCAUGGGAAAUCACAAAAGCCAACCUAGUCCUGACUUCGGACCGUUUAGGACAGGGCCAGUUUGGACAGGUCCGGAAGGCAUAUCUUAAGAAUAUACGUAGCCAUGAUGUACCUGUGGCAGUCAAAUCAUUAAAAGUGAACGCCUCCGAGAAGGACAAAACGGACUUCAUGAAUGAGCUGAUGAUUCUGAAGAAAGUUGGCCACCAUCCGAACGUCGUGUGCCUCGUCGGCUCCUGCAAUAUCGGAGGAACAAUGUACGUUGCAAUGGAGUUUUGUCCCCAUGGUGACCUGCGCACGCAUCUUCGGGAGUGCCGGAAGCGGAAACAGAAGCUGUACAGCAAUGUUCAAAACCAGAAUCAACUGUCGUACUCACAGAUGCUGAAGUUUGCUCUGGAUGUGGCCAGUGGAAUGUCCCACCUAGCUGAUAGACAGAUUAUUCACCGCGACCUUGCAGCAAGGAACGUUUUACUAGAUGACAAAUUCGUGGCUAAGGUUGCUGAUUUCGGCUUGUCAAAGAAUGAUGAUACCUACGUGAAAACUACGCGGUCGAAAGUUCCAGUGCGGUGGUUAGCGUUGGAGUCCAUAUUUAGCAACACUUAUACCAUACAAAGUGAUGUGUGGUCAUUCGGCGUGUUACUAUGGGAGACGGCCACAUUCGGGGGCACACCCUACCAUGGAAUGGAUACGCAGCAGUUCUGUGGUCUUCUCAAGCAAGGCUACCGUCUCUGCAGGCCCCGACACAGCGACAUGGCACUGUACCGUCUGAUGCUGCAGUGCUGGCAGGAGGAGCCGAACAUGAGGCCCGACUUCCACGAUCUGCAAUCCCGCCUUCAGGCCAUGGUCGAUGAUACGCAGAUUUACAUUAACAUCGAUGAGGAAAUGCCGUACACUGAGAUGAACGGACAGCCGUGAUUACAGCCCAAGCCAUUUAGAAUCAAGCUGACCUUGGACUAGUACUACAUGUAGACUCCUGCCAGCCAUGUUUCCAGCCAACUAUCGGCCGCCUGUGUUCCCGGGUCGAAAGUGAACAAAACGAGAAAGGGUCAUCGGUGAAUCUCCCUAGACAUGUGAACAGUUGUGGCAUUCAACAGUUGUGGAAAAUUUGAUAACAACAAUAUAAAGAUUAAACUUUGAUGAUUGGCUUGAUUCGAUUUUGAGAUUGAGGUGAUUACAAAAAUAAUGUAAUAUGAUGUUAACGAUACUUUGCAUUUCAAAGCGAAAAGAUACUCCUUUGAUGGCCUCCCACAUUGUUUUUACGUCAUUUGUUUUUGAAAGUGUUUUGUUGUGUCGCGUGCAAAGCAUUGCAGACAUACAUGGAUUACUUUGUUCGGUGUCGUCGUCGCCCAAGUCCUCAUUGGCAUCACCAGUUUGUUGUGUAAGCUUUUUUACACUCGCACUGGGGCCUUGCCUAUUUGAAAAGUGCUCCGAUAAGAUUAUUAGUCAUUUUAGCUUUUUGUGGCAUAGAGCACAGACAGAAUAUAACCCUGGUUAGAGCUACCUUGGUUCUUAAACGUGCACCAGUGUAUAGCACUGUCAUACGGGACCCCUAAUUAACGUCCCUACCGGAAGACGAUUAGUAUAUGUUUUUAGUGGUGCGGCGAGGAAUCGAGCCUGCAACCCCCUAGAUUGACAGUCAAGUGUGUUACCACUAGACCACGUUUCACCGUUUUGUGUCCCAUCAACAUGCAAAUGACUUGGUGCAUAGACUUUAAACUUUGUAUACCCAUUGUUCAUGGUAAAUAGAUGAGCCCUUUGUGUUUUUUGGUUUCGUAGCUCAAAGGUCAAGGUCAUGAUGACCGUUUGUAGAAAACUGAUGGGCGCUCUCGACAGGAGACACAUCCCGGUUCGCAGAAUUCCUGUUUAUCAAUCUGUUUCAUUUUUCAUAAAAUCGUACCUCAUUAUUAUCUUUAAAAGAUAUCUGUAAAAAGUGUACAUACAAUUAUUAUAAUAUCCAAAUGUUUAUUUUUAAGUUUCAUGUAAUAUAGUGCAUACAUGUUUAUCGCGUGUAUUUUAUUGAAUAAAGCGUUAUGAAAGCAA
Messenger RNA from Mya arenaria, 4243 nucleotides. Its product is annotated as fibroblast growth factor receptor 3-like. The coding region runs from base 920 to 3118 and encodes 732 amino acids. Gene Ontology annotation, biological process: multicellular organism development; protein phosphorylation; cell surface receptor protein tyrosine kinase signaling pathway. Gene Ontology annotation, molecular function: transmembrane receptor protein tyrosine kinase activity; ATP binding. The transcript is spliced from 17 exons. The record is from RefSeq and is a predicted model, not a curated record. Gene Ontology annotation, cellular component: signaling receptor complex. Lineage: Eukaryota; Metazoa; Mollusca; Bivalvia; Myida; Myidae.